AUGGAGGUGGUCCCAUUCCCACUGCCACCAAUGGAGCCCGCCGUGGCCGCAGACCCCAUGUGCUUCCUCCCUUUCUGUGAAGCAGGAAAUGGUUUCAACGACGCUGCCUACGGUGCUGUACUUCGAGUUGCCGACUGUCCAGAGCCGCGCCUCUUUCUGCCUGUGCAGGACGAGAAGAGCGCGGCGCCGCGGCAGCAGGCCUCUCCAGACAGGCUGUCCGUCACUUUCGGCGGCGGCGAGGAGGCCGUCUUCUCGCCGGGCUCUCCGCCAGCCGCCGCCAUGGACAAGGUUCGCUUCCCGGGGGACUUCUUCCUCACUUCCCAGGAGGAUGACAAUGAGGAGGACUACUCAGCGAGCGUAAGCGCGAUCCUGCAGCGGCGCGCCUCCACCCGGCGCAGCCGCCGCCACAACCGCCGGCGCCCGUCCUCGCCGUUCUCACUGCCGCCCUCCAUCACCGCCUCCGUGGACCACGAGUCUCUGGGUACGGGGCCGGGCUCCGGGCCCGCACCGCAGCGGAGGCGGUCCUCCGUCUUCACCACCAGCUCUGGAGAGACGGCCAUCUCGGUGGAGGAGUGCAUCACGCAGGAGCAGAUCGUGGAGCGGCUGCGGCUGCACAAGGAGGUGCUGAGCAGCGUGAAGCAGCAGCCGUGGGGCAUGCGGCGCAAGCUGCGGCUGGUCAAGCAGGCCAAGGCGUACGUGAAGCAGCACGAGGGCGAGCUGCGGGAGCGGCGCACCACGCGCCACCUGCUCUCCAGGUGCCACCUGCUCGUCAUCAAGCGGUGGCAGCACACCCGGCGCGAGCUGGACAACCUGAUGAACGCGCUGAUCCCGUGGGAGCUGCGCAUCAAGCAGAUCGAGUCGCACUUCGGCUCCGUGGUGGCCUCCUACUUCACCUUCCUGCGUUGGCUCUUCUGGGUCAACCUCGUCAUCACCGUGCUGCUGGUCGCCUUUGUCGCCAUCCCAGAGAUGCUGACGGCGGACACGCGGACGGCGGGCGAGCGCAAGGAGAUGCUACCGCGCGAGCGGCGCACGGCCACCAACCUGGACACGCUGUGGGACUUCGACGGCGUGCUCAAGUACUCGCCCAUCUUCUACGGCUACUACACGAACCGCGACGCCGCCGACACGGGCUACCGCCUGCCCUUCGCCUACUUCAUGACCGGCAUCGCCGUCUACGCCUACAGCUUCGUCGCGACACUGCGCAAGAUGGCAGAGAACUCCCGCAUGAGCAAGCUGUCGGAGAAGGACGACGAGUGCGUGUUCACGUGGAAGCUGUUCACCGGCUGGGACUACAUGAUCGGCAACGCGGAGACGGCGCACAACCGCGUGGCGUCCAUCGUGCUGGGCUUCAAGGAGGCGCUGCUCGAGGAAGCCGAGCGGCGUCGCGACGCCCGCAAUUGGCGGGUGCUCUGCCUGCGGGCGCUGGUGAACCUGGCUGUGCUGGUGCUGCUGGCGUCUUCCGCCUACGCCGUCGUGGAAGUUGUGAAGCGCUCCAACCAGACAACGCCCAGCGACAGCUGGUGGCGGCAGAACGAGAUCACCGUGGUGAUGUCGCUCAUCCAGUACGUCUACCCCAUCCUGUUCGAGGUGCUGGGACUACUCGAGAGCUACCACCCGCGCAAGCAGCUGCGCAUACAGCUCGCGAGAAUAAUGGCGCUUAACAUGCUUAGUCUCUACACGCUGAUCAUAGCGCUGUUCGACAAGAUUAAAGAUAUGACCGCAGACCUGGAGGACCUGCGGCCGCUGAUAAAGGGCAUCCAGCAGCAGCAGACGACGACGACGCCUGCGACCGCGGCAGAGGGCAGCAGCUGCCGGCAGGUGGCCGUGCAGUGCCCGUCUCCCGCUGCCGCCGCGGCCGCCGCGCUGUCCCUCGGCCUGCUGCUCGCUUCCGGCUCCACGGCUCCUCCCUCCGCCACAGACCUGGCCGUCCACCGACACACCAGCGAAGGAGCCUUCACCGAAGCCACCAGUGACUUCUUGUCGACCUCCUCGAUGCAGCUCACCGUCACAACAGAAGUCGACUACUUGCUGAACUACACCGACCCGGAGGAAGGAGAACAACAGAGCGUCUCAGCCAGCUUACAGACGACAACCGAGGUGCCUUCUCCGGCUUCCGCAGUCACCCACAAUGAAGACGGGCUCAGCCACACCACAACGGCACCCACGCCACCAGUAGGUGGGCAGCCACACACAGCUCCCAACAGAAGCUGCUAUAUCUGGCAGUGCGACGCCACCACGCCUCAGCCACAAAACAGUGCCGGCUCGACAAUUUGUUCUGGUACGCUGGAUGGACAGUUGAACGAAACAAUUCGGGAGCGGUUGCGAGACCGUUGUUGGGAAACUAUGUUCGGCCAGGAACUCAUGAAGCUCACCGUCAUGGACUUGGUUGUGACGGCGGCGUCGACGCUGGUGAUCGACUUCAUCCGCGCGCUGCUGGUUCGCGGGCUGAACGGCUUUUGGUGCUGGGACCUCGAGAAGCAGUUCCCGCAGUACGGCGACUUCAAGAUCGCCGAGAACAUCCUGCACCUCGUCUACAACCAGGGCACCGUCUGGAUGGGCAUGUUUUUCUCGCCCGGCCUGCCGCUCAUCAACAUGCUGAAGCUGGUCAUCCUCAUGUACCUGCGCUCCUGGGCCGUGCUCACCUGCAACGUGCCGCACGAGGUGGUGUUCCGAGCGUCGCGGUCCAACAACUUCUACCUGGCGCUGCUGCUGACGAUGCUGUUCCUGUGCGUGCUGCCGGUGGGCUACGCCAUCGUGUGGGUGGCGCCGUCGUGGCACUGCGGGCCCUUCUCGAACUACCGGCGCAUCUACGAGCUGGUGACGAGGAGCGUGACCGCCGCGCUGCCCGCCUCGCUGCACCGGCCGCUCGAGCUGCUGCUCUCGCCCUCCACCGUCAUCCCGUUGCUCGUGCUGCUCAUCCUCAUCAUCUACUACCUGCUCUCGCUCACAGCAGCGCUGCGAGAGGCCAACAACGACCUCAAGGUGCAGCUGCGGCGCGAGCGCACGGAGGAGCGGCGUAAGGUGUUCCGCAUGGCGGACCGCCGGCUGGAUGGCGGCGCCGCGGCGGCAGGGGACGCCGCCACGCCGUUCGCCCGCUGGCGCCGCGCGGCUGCCGGGCCAGACCACCAGCUACGCGGAAACGGCGCGCUGCCCGGCGGCAUCACCGGCAGCGACCUGCUGGCGAGGCUGGUGAAGCGCACGCUGCGCAUGUCGUCGGCGACGUCGGAGGAAGACGCGGCCACGUCUCCGCCGGCGGGCUGCUCGGCGCUGCCCGAGAUCCGCAUCAGCGCCUCUCCGGAACCCAACGCCGCGGCCGCCGCCGGUUCCCUACCCCGCCACACUUCUCAAAGCAACAAACACACUUCUGUGCGCUAA
Molecule: messenger RNA, 3375 nt
Organism: Schistocerca gregaria
Lineage: Eukaryota; Metazoa; Arthropoda; Insecta; Orthoptera; Acrididae
Product: transmembrane channel-like protein
Exons: 19
Coding region: 1-3375 (1124 amino acids)
Cellular component (GO): plasma membrane
Molecular function (GO): mechanosensitive monoatomic ion channel activity
Source: RefSeq, a predicted model, not a curated record